Molecule: messenger RNA, 858 nt
Organism: Clavispora lusitaniae ATCC 42720
Lineage: Eukaryota; Fungi; Ascomycota; Pichiomycetes; Serinales; Metschnikowiaceae
Source: RefSeq, a predicted model, not a curated record
AUGGACUUGUCAAAUCUAUCCAAUAAUCUUCCUCCAGUGAAAUCGCUUGAGCAAGUGUCUCUUGUGGAUUUGAACAGAGAUUUAACAAACGAGUUCAAGAACACUGCCAAAGCGGUUGCUUCACUUUAUAAUGCGACUUCACAAGCUGAAUGCGAGCAUAGGAGCGCAAAGACUGAGUUUUCAAAUGCAGCGAAAGCUGUGGCAUCAUUAUAUCGCACUGGCAGCAAUUCAAAUGUUUUACUGAUGCACAAAGGGUAUUUGGAUUGCUUAGAUGACAUGCUACGCGUUAUCACUAAUGAUGAAGACAUCGAAAGUUGGGUACUUACAAGAAGAGCCGAGUUGACCAACUCUUAUAACACCAAUCAAAAUCACGGAGCAGGCUCUCCGGGGCGAGCAUCUGUUAGUCAUAAUACCCAUGAGAGAUUAACGGAUGAAGCAUUUCCUGUGAGAACAAAUAAAGAUUCUUCUCACAGGCUACGAGACUUUGAUGAAGCUUCCUCUGAGAACCUGAAGAAAAACACGACGGAGAAGAAGUUCCUGAAUAAUGGUACAGCAAAUGAUCUUUCACUGAGCCAGCUUCACACGGACUAUGAGUUUUCUUUGCCCCAGGAACUUAUGUCUCAUGUAGUUUUCCGUCCCAGCUUCCCACCUCUCUCGGUUUCUUUCAAGAGACUGAAGAAAUGGUGUGACAUAAAGGACCGUAAGAUGCCCAUUUCACUACAAGAUGCGAGUGGAUCUUCAGAUUGUGAUAGUGAUGAUGGAAUAACAGAUGCAGACAUAAAGAAAAAAAGAUUAGCGCAUUCAUUACAUGAAGUGCCGAAGAGGCAGAAAAGGGCUCCUGGCAGUGAUAACGAUUGA